Molecule: messenger RNA, 1736 nt
Organism: Pseudopipra pipra
Lineage: Eukaryota; Metazoa; Chordata; Aves; Passeriformes; Pipridae
Gene: SOX8
Product: SRY-box transcription factor 8
Exons: 3
Coding region: 100-1515 (471 amino acids)
Biological process (GO): neural crest cell development; negative regulation of transcription by RNA polymerase II; enteric nervous system development
Cellular component (GO): nucleus
Molecular function (GO): RNA polymerase II cis-regulatory region sequence-specific DNA binding; DNA-binding transcription factor activity, RNA polymerase II-specific
Source: RefSeq, a predicted model, not a curated record
CUGCGCUCCGCCGGGCUCAGCGCGCUCGCCCCCGGCCCGGCCGCGCCGCUCGCACCGCUUCUUCCUCCCCCCCCCCCCGCCCCUUUCCCCCCUUCCCCGAUGCUCAACAUGACCGAGGAGCACGACAAAGCCAUGGAGCCGCCGUGCAGCCCCGCGGGCACCACCAGCUCCAUGUCGCACGUGGACUCGGACUCGGACUCGCCGCUGUCCCCGGCCGGCUCCGAGGGGCUGGGCUGCGCCCCCGCGCCCGCCCCGCGCCCGCCGGGCCCCGCCGCGCUGGGCGCCAAGGUGGACGCGGCCGAGGUGGACGAGCGCUUCCCCGCCUGCAUCCGCGACGCCGUCUCGCAGGUGCUCAAGGGCUACGACUGGAGCCUGGUGCCGAUGCCCGUCCGCGGCAACGGAUCGCUCAAGGCCAAGCCGCACGUCAAGCGGCCCAUGAACGCCUUCAUGGUGUGGGCGCAGGCCGCCCGCAGGAAGCUGGCGGACCAGUACCCGCAUCUGCACAACGCCGAGCUCAGCAAGACCCUGGGCAAGCUCUGGCGUUUAUUGAGCGAAAACGAGAAGCGUCCCUUUGUGGAAGAAGCCGAGCGGCUCAGGGUGCAGCACAAAAAGGAUCACCCGGAUUAUAAAUACCAGCCCCGGAGGAGGAAAAGCGUCAAAGCCGGGCAGAGCGACUCCGACUCCGGGGCCGAGCUCAGCCACCACGGUGGGACACAGAUCUACAAGGGGGACAGCGGGCUGGGGGGCAUGGCCGACCCCCACCACCACGGGGACCACACAGGCCAAACCCACGGGCCGCCCACCCCACCCACCACCCCCAAGACCGACCUGCACCACGGCAGCAAGCAGGAGCUGAAGCACGAGGGCCGGCGCCUCGUGGAGAGCGGCCGCCAGAACAUCGACUUCAGCAACGUGGACAUCUCGGAGCUGAGCAGCGAGGUCAUCAACAACAUGGAGACCUUCGACGUGCACGAGUUCGACCAGUACCUGCCGCUCAACGGCCACGCGGCCCUGCCGGCCGAGCACGGCCCCGGCGCCGCCGGCUCCUACGGCGCGUCCUACUCGCACUCGGCCGCGGGCGCCGGCGGGGCCGCCCAGGUGUGGACUCACAAAAGCCCGGCCUCGGCGUCGCCGCCGGCGGCAGAGCCGGGCCAGCAAAGGCCCCACAUCAAGACGGAGCAGCUGAGCCCCAGCCACUACAGCGACCAGUCCCACGGCUCCCCCGCGCACUCCGACUACGGCUCCUACAGCGCCCAGGCCUGCGCCACCACCGCCGCCACCGCCACGGCCGCCGCCUCCUUCUCCAGCUCCCAGUGCGACUACACGGACCUGCAGAGCUCCAACUACUACAACCCCUACCCCGGCUACCCCUCCAGCAUUUACCAGUAUCCCUAUUUCCACUCGUCCCGCCGGCCCUACGCGACGCCCAUCCUCAACGGCCUGUCCAUCCCGCCGGCGCACAGCCCCACCGCUAACUGGGACCAGCCGGUCUAUACGACCCUGACGAGGCCUUAAAGGAUGUGUGGGGCCCCUCCAGGGCUUCCCAGAAAUGUGCACUAAUGAAGGAAUGAAGAGGAAGAGCGUGGAGUGCCGCGAUAGUUUCCAAAGUGCCUCCUGAGCCACUGGGAACUCUGCUCGUUGCGACUGGACGUCCCCUUGCUUCGAAACUCUCCAAAAGGACAGAGCUCUAUUUUUUCUUUGAUGAGUAUGAUUUAAAGUAAAAAAAAAAAAAUAAA